Messenger RNA from Phytophthora nicotianae INRA-310, 4324 nucleotides. RefSeq lists its product as hypothetical. The transcript has 7 exons. The record is from RefSeq and is a predicted model, not a curated record. Gene Ontology annotation, molecular function: protein phosphatase activator activity. Bases 911 to 2776 code for a protein of 621 amino acids. Gene Ontology annotation, cellular component: nucleoplasm; protein phosphatase 4 complex. Lineage: Eukaryota; Oomycota; Peronosporomycetes; Peronosporales; Peronosporaceae. Gene Ontology annotation, biological process: protein dephosphorylation.
AGGCAAAGUGACCCAAAGCACAUCACCUGUCUUCUCAUUGGCCAAAACCCAACUGAUACCGUCUCGCCAUUGGUCAGCCAAAAGGGGAGAGACUUGGUGUCGGAAAAUCUCACUUUGCAAGUGUCGGUAACGCACGCAGUCGAAAAGUUGCUGCUGUGAGCGCGACCAGUUAAUCGGGUGGUUUCCUGCCAGCGCGAGUCAUCGACGUGCCAUCAUGGAGGGCGGGAGCAGCCUCGACCAGCUUUUCCGCGAUGACAUCAAGCCGUACGAGCGGAUUCGUUCUCGUCUCGCCUUGGCGUGGCGGUUUCUAUUGGCAGAUAACGUGCUAACGGCCACUUGAUUGACAUUGAUGCGCAGCCGCGACCUGCCACCGUGCGAUGUGGAGCACCUGGACGAGAUCCUGCUAGUGCUGAAGACGUCGCAUCCAACUGUGCGCUCCAAAGUGCUCAAGGACCUCACGGACAAGGUGACCGAUUUAUUAUUGGAGAACCGAAUGAGAACGUAGACUCAGUGUGUGUUCCCAACGAACAGGACGGCGCAUACAUUGUCAAGUUGCUGGAUCUGUUCGACGUGUGCGAGCUGGACGCCGACAAGACAGUGCUACACAAGCUAUUCGACAUUUUCUACGCCAUGCUGGAAAUGUGCAACCGCGGUGUGAUUGAAAUUUUGCUGAAUGAGACCAACUUCAUCUCGGUAGUCGGCGUAUUCGGCUACAACCCAGGGUUAAUCCGCGAGAUGGACUUUAGAACGGCUCUGGAAGGAGAUGGGGGAUUUCAAGAGGUACUGUGCGAUAACAAAGUGUGGCGUUUAGGCAGACGGAGCGGUCCAAGUUUAUUAUCGUUGACGUUAUUGGUUUGUUCAUGGACAGGUGAUCCCUAUCACAGAUCGGAGAGUAGUGGAACGAGUCCACAUGAACUUCCGUAUCCAAGUGAUUAAGGACAACGUGUUGUCACGCUCACUACCGGAUGGGUGUGUGCUCUUGCUGGAACACAUGGCCAACGAGAACAAUUUCCACAUCCUUUCGUUCAUUUCCGAGACUGAAGACUACUGGAAGUCCAUCAAAGACCUCGUAUCAAGCAGCGACAAAAGAGUGGAUGGCCUUGGACUACUGAAAGCGAUUAUCAGCAUGGCGCGGGUGACAAAGCCCUUGGACAGACCUCAGCGCCGCGAACCUUUCGGAGCUCGACCAGUGUUUGGCUCAUUUAUUGACGAUCUGUUCAGUGAUGGCGAGCUCUUUGCGGCGUUUGGUACCAUUCUGGGUUCUCCCGAUUCAAAGCCAAUGGAAGUCGCGCUAGCGGUGGACAUUCUGAACAUGCUAGUUGUCUACCAGGGGCCAGACAGGUUACGGUCGUACCUCGCAAGUGAAGGCAAAUGCAUACCUGCGCCGGCAUCGGAUAAAGAACGGAUCACGUGGACGCCAGACUCGUCUUUAUUCACUGCUCUGCUGGUUGUGUUCGAGCGAAACGAACCACUUCGAAUCCAGUUGUUUAAUUUGCUGAGGGAAAUCUUCCGCGUACCGCUUGGACAGGACGACAAGUUUUUGAGUGUGUUCUACCCUAACUACAUGCAUUGGCUGCUUCAACCGCUGAAGAACAACGCCUUUGUCCCCGAUGAGUCCGCCAUGUUUGAUCUACAAGACAGUAUCAUGGAACUACUCACGUUCUGCACAGAAAACCACGGGUAUCGUGUCAAGUAUCUAUUCGGAAGACAACCGAUUGCAACCUAUGCGGAGAAAAUGUUGCGCUCCACGAACAAGCUCUUCGUUAUUCAUGCCGUGAAGUUUGUUCGAGCGUGCGCAGUACGAGCUGAGGCAUUCUUUUCCAGGUUUUUGAUUCAGAACGAUCUGUUUACACCGAUGCUGGCAAAUCUGGAGAUCGGGAAACCGAAUACUGGUGCUGUUGGCUCGGUGAUCUUGGAAGUAUUGUCGUUUAUUGAAAAGACGAACUUGACGUCGUUGGUCGAGCACAUCUACACGAAGUUUUACGAGACGUAUAAAGCUGAAUGUCCAUUAGUGUUCGAGGCUAUUCGCACGCGCCAUGAUGGAAACACAGGGUCUGAGGACGUAGACAUGAGUUCUGCCGAUGCCAACAAGGUCCAGUUUGUACGGGCAGGUAGUAUCGACGACGAAGAGGAGCUGUACUUCGAGAAAGACACCGAAACGACAGAAUCUUCGCCUGAAUUUACCAAGAACGGACUGUCAGAGGAGGAGGUUCCUUGCCAAAAUCGCCCGCGAUCAAUAAAAUUGGUGGAUUACGAUGACGAUGACGACGAAUCCACUACAAAGAAGGAAAACAUCUCAACUGACUUGAUAUCUACAUCUCCACGAGGCGCUGACAUCGAGGAAGAAGAACGAGAACUUAAGCUCCCUGUGCGCAAGAAGAAAGAGGAUGAGGUGGAUACUCAGUCGUUCUUGGGAGGAAGCAACGUCCUCGCUCAGAAGAAAGCACAGCAGUCGUCUAAGAAAGCUCGAUCGCCCCAGUUCAAGAACGUAUUCCAGAAGAUAUCGUGGAAACUUGGCACACCCAACAGCAGUGAAAAUGGGAGCAGCUCUACUACGCCAGCAGCUGAGAAAAUUGGCGGCAAUAACAGUGACGGGAAGCAGGAUGAUAGCAAUAGUAAUAGUGUUGGAAGCGACGACGCGGCUGGUGUCGAUGGUGGAAAUGUGGAGUCAGCAGCAUUGGCCGCUGCCAAGCGGAAGUUGGCGCUGGAGGAAGUGACAAACUCCGAGUCUCUGCUCAAGAAGGCGAAGACGUGUACUCCGAUCAGCUCCAGCUAAUAUGGCACGAUAGUCCCACCAAUCUUGUACGAGUCACUUAUAAUCCAGCAGCGCGAACACGUAAAACAGCAGCAGCGCGGAAACAGAAAACGCGGAGAUCAGUAUUUGGAGCGCAGUCUGUAUUGCUAGAGCCCAAUCGAUAACGCAUAAAAAAAUGGCAACAUAGAGGGAUGAAAAAUCACGAGGAAGCUGUUGGACGUACCUCAAUCGCGAUGAUAAUGCACUUGGUGCAGCCAAAACGGAGCAAAACUGGUCAAAAUGGGUCCUUACUGGCGAGGAAAAAGCUGAUCCACGUCGAUUGGAGACGCGUUGGCGUCCAGAAGCGUCUUGCGGCAGAUCAUCGAGGUCGUCUUGUGUCGGAUCUGCUCCCGUUCCAGCUCCAGUCUUUCCCGGUCGGCUUGGACGUUCAAGAGGGCGAUCUCCUUGGCCAAUUUCUGGCGAAGUAGACGACUUGUUUCCUGGCCAGCAGUGUCUUGUCUCGCUCGUUUAUUGGACCCACCAACAGACAGAGUUUUCUGCAGUUGAACAAGCAGCGUCUCGGCGUGGAAUUUCACCAGCAUCUGCAGCAGUUGAGCGUCAUAAAUAUCGGACUGAGUCAAGCCUUCGAGGCGUCCGAUUUCGUCUUGGACCCGCUGGAGGAGGCCGUCAACCCCACGAGAAGCUUUGGAGUUGUUCGUGGUCUCUGCUCUGGAGCGUGGGAGGUGGAGGUUCACAAGCAACGAAGAAGUGGACGCAGCGCUCGUCUGGGUGGAAGUUUGAGGAGCUGAAGGCUUUCGCUUGUUCGACGGCUGCAAUUGCAGUUGCUUGUUGCUAGAAGCAUCGGAGGACGGGGUUUUAGUCGGAGAUGAACCCUCUGGGCGGCCAGUUGUCGAUGUAGUAUCCGUCAGUAGCCACAACUCCUCUGAAUUUUGCUCUGCAUGAGGCUUGGCAACAUUGGAGCUGGCAUUUGCUGCGGCACUGAAGGAAACAGCGCUGUUCACUGCGUCCUGACGCGUUUGGGAUUGCGUUUGCCGUUCGGAGCCCCUCUCCGAUCUCAGCAAUGGGAUCGGUUCAUACGCCGACACCUCCAUGCUCUCGACCGCGCACAUCAGCGAAGAACUGGGGUCGGUGAGGUCUUGCAGCAGCUGAUCACGUCCCUCUCCGGUGUCAUUACGCUGAGAAACAGCCAGAGCGGCACGAGCAUUGGCUGUUGACACAUCGGAGACCAUCGUCUUCUGCUUCUUCUUGGUCGGUUCUGCGCCUUUGGCCUUCCUCAAGACGCGGUAUAUGUAGUUGGCGCUGCGUUCCGUUUGCUGGGCAAUAUCCUUGACGGACACGCCACCUUUGCGCAUCUGCACGAUUCUCUCGCGCUCUGCGUCCGAAAGCCAAGCAGCUUUUGCCAUUUCUUUCUUCUCCUUGUCAGCCGUAGCUCUUUGAAUGCCAAGUGAUUUGUGGGUGGCAAAAAGAGAAAUGAACCACUUUGACUUCGUUUCCCUUUGCGAACGGUUUUCCCGCGCAAAUGCAAGAUUUCCUUUUGUUGAAGUUGCCUUUGCAGGUUUGAAACCUUCU